Chenopodium quinoa (quinoa) is the source of this 1341-nucleotide messenger RNA. RefSeq names its product F-box/LRR-repeat protein 2-like. The coding region runs from base 1 to 1341 and encodes 446 amino acids. NCBI's taxonomy places the organism in Eukaryota, Viridiplantae, Streptophyta, Magnoliopsida, Caryophyllales, Amaranthaceae. Gene Ontology annotation, biological process: SCF-dependent proteasomal ubiquitin-dependent protein catabolic process. The record is from RefSeq and is a predicted model, not a curated record. Gene Ontology annotation, cellular component: SCF ubiquitin ligase complex. The transcript has a single exon.
AUGAAUGAUUCCGAUUUGGGGGUUGUUUCGCAGUUUAUGGUUAAUUUGGAAGAGUUGGAUGUUAGUGAUCCUAAGGAUGAUUAUUGUGUAACUGGGGAUGGGGAUAUGGAUGUUUCUGGGGGUGGUUUAGGGAUUACUGAUGAUGGAAUUGAUCUGAUUGCUUCGAAGUUAACUAAGCUAAGGAAGGUUAAUUUGUCUGGAAAUUACUUUGUUUCUGAUAAAUCUGUGAUCAGUCUUUCAGAGAAAUGCUUGAAUUUGGAGGAGAUUGUAGUUAAGAAUUGUACUUUUGUUACUCAAGUUGGGAUGGCAUUUGCAUUUCAAAAUUGUAGGAAUUUGAAAUCUGUUGGUCUUUUAGGGAUGGACUUGGGUGUUCCUGAGAUUGCUCAUUCGUUUGCUUGUGCUCAGAACUUGUCUGUGCUUGAUUUUUCGUAUAUGGCUGUUUCGGAUGGAUUGCUGUUUUCGAUUGUCAAAGCUUCCAUUCCUUUGAGGAAGUUUACUUUGUACCAUUGUAAGGACUUUGCCUUUUCUGGGGUUUUGUCGCUUUUGCGUACUUAUCACUCCCUUGAAUAUUUGGCGUUGGAAGGUGUUUACUGGAUCACAGAUAGAACCAUAAUUGAUCUAUCGAAAUUCCUUCGUAAGGCUAAUACUGUUAAGCUUAAUUUCUGCUCAAGGGUGACGAGUUCUGGCUUUUUUACCAUGCUUAAAAAUUGCCCGUUGUUGGACAAUCUGGAAAUGGAGAAAACAGACAUGGGAAAGCAAGAAUUUGCUGUCAGUAAUGCUACCAACCCACAGACUCGAGCUCUUAUUUUGAGUUCCAACAAGACUUUGAGCAAUGAAUGUCUAGAAAAAAUUGCAUACUCCUGCCCAAACCUGGAGCUACUAGAUGUGAGUGAUUGUCCUAGUAUUACACGGAAAGGCAUUGGUGAAAUUUUACGCAACUGCCUUAGUUUGAAGCAUUUACAUAUGAAUGGAUGUGGGGCAAUUAAAAGUCUCGGCAUGGAUGCAAAACUUCGUAAAUUAGAAUAUCUCCGAGCAUCCGGGUCAGGGCUCAAUGAUGAAGGGUUGAUGAUGAUUGCAAAGAAGUGUCCUGCUCUUGUGUAUUUGGAUAUUAUGGGGUGCUCCGGAGUAACCUCCAAAGGAGUGAAAGAAGUGGUCUAUCAUUGUGUAAGGUUGAAGGAAAUCAACUUGAAUUGGUGUCGUGAAAUGAGUCGUGACAUUGUUGCUUGGAUGGUGUUCUCAAGGCCUUCGCUGAGGAAAAUAGUGCCUCCAUAUGGAUUUGUUCCAACUGAUUAUGAGAAGAGCUUAUUCCUGCGCCAUGGAUGUCUGGUAGGUGAAGGCUAA